Messenger RNA from Erigeron canadensis, 867 nucleotides. Its product is annotated as putative nuclease HARBI1. The coding region runs from base 1 to 867 and encodes 288 amino acids. The record is from RefSeq and is a predicted model, not a curated record. The transcript is spliced from 3 exons. NCBI's taxonomy places the organism in Eukaryota, Viridiplantae, Streptophyta, Magnoliopsida, Asterales, Asteraceae.
AUGACAACGCUUCAACAUUUAGCCGCAAUCCACUUGGUUUGUGUGGUAGCUGUUUUUAUUGUACAUCGUAGAUUCCGUAGCUCAUACCGUUUACGUGAUCGAGACAUGAUGGUAAAUGGAAAAAACGUACGGAAAGAAUUAUUUCACUACCUCUCCAUAAGUGGCUCAUACCGUAAGCAUAUUCGCAUGAGUGAGAAUGCUUUCAAUAUAUUAUGUCAUAAGUUGAAAAAUAAGGGUGGUCUUCGACCAACUCAACAAAGAGAUUCAAGACAACAAGAGAUUUAUCCCUUUUAUAAGGAUUGCAUUGGAGCAAUUGAUGGAACACAUGUUUGUGUGAGAGUGUCAAAUAAAGAUGCGCCUAGAUUUCGCGGUCGAAAAGGUUAUCCAACAAUUAAUGCGUUAGUUGCAUGUACAUUUGAUCUAAAGUUCACAUACGUUUUGAGUGGUUGGGAAGGCACAGCAUCAGACUCGAGGAUAAUAAAAGAUGCCCUUAGUAGAGAUGAUAAGCUAGUUAUUCCCGAUGGUAAGUUUUAUUUGGUUGACGGUGGUUUACCAAAUAGAAGCACACUCAUAGCACCUUAUAGAGGUGUUAGGUAUCAUUUGAAGGAGUACUCAUCUCGUGCACCUCAGAAUACGCGAGAACUCUUUAACCUUCGUCAUGCAUCAUUACGAAAUGCUAUUGAACGUGCGUUCGGAGUGCUUAAGAAACGAUUCGCUAUAAUAAGAAGUUCAAAUGAACCUUUUUAUCCUCCUGAGACGCAAUCUGACAUAUUUUUGUCAUGUUGUAUUUUACACAACUUUUUACUAGAAGUGGAUCGUGAUAAAGAACUUGAAGAUGAAGUGGCAUGUGAAGUUUUAGAUGCAUAA